AUGACCAACGAGUUUCUAAAGGAUAUAUCCGACUACCUCUAUGGGAUGUUAUCAGGCAAACAACGAGCAACGACACAUAGAACUCGGCAUACAGCUAUUCGUCGAGAAGGACAAAGCAAUGAAAUCCUUGACUAUGAAGAUGAAGCCAAAGCUAGGGAUGCGGAGGAAGUAAAACAACACCGAAAUGCGCCCGUCGUGCAUACGGGUUUGAGGAACAAUGUGUUGAGAAAUCGCAAUGCUACGCGAACGCGAACAGGUGCCAAUAAUUUUCGAAGAGCGGCGUUACGGAACAGAAUGCUGCAGUUACCAUCAGUACAAAAACUUCUCCAAACAGGAGCAGUCCACAAACUUUUCCAGCACGAAACAAUCUGCGAUCUCCCAGUAUCCGCAGCAGGAGACGACCGGGAGUGA
Molecule: messenger RNA, 411 nt
Organism: Strongylus vulgaris
Lineage: Eukaryota; Metazoa; Nematoda; Chromadorea; Rhabditida; Strongylidae
Source: the annotation of a GenBank genome assembly